CUCACUCGAUCUCGGCCAGUCUCUUGAGUCCAGAUCGACUCAUUUGCCAGGCUUCGAGCUCGAGAUCACUGUCCACAUCCAGAGACUUCCGUCGACGAGAGAUCUGAUCCCCGAGAACUCAUUUCUCAUUAGGACUGUCCAGUUGGAGAAUUUUCAUGUGCUCUCACUCGAUCUCUCUCUCAAUAUCUCUGUGUCCAUCGGCAGGCAGCGAGUCAGGGGUUGCGUUCUCCAUCUCCUCCACCUCCAUCCACCGUACACCGUGGCUCCAGCAAGGCGGCGGAGCUACGAGGUGCUGUAAAGGCUCCAGUGACACCGCUGCCGUGAUGAGUUGAGUUAGUGAGUCACAGACAUAUUGCUGGUGGAAGGCUGAAGCUGCACAUUUGGAUAAGAUAACUGUAACAUUUGGGUAUUACGAUUACGGCCCCAGGGCCACGAGUUAGUUGUAUUUUCAUGAAUGUCUUUCACGUUCAGGACUCCGGUUACAGCUAAGGACUACGCUCGAUCGAUCGCGUACGAGGUUGCGGGCUUUCUGACACAAGUGGAAAGCUGAGCUAGCUCAGAGGAAGAGACCUGGACGCAGCAACGAUUGGACGAAAAGGUGGUGGUUGGACGAGACUGGACCGUAACUUCUGAGGUCCCAGCAGCAGACAAGUACAAAUUCACACCUUUCUCACAAGAAUCCUUCAAGCUGCCGAGCUGCGAGCUGAGGGCCUGAUACAGGUACACGUCCGAGAACUAGUAGCUCCGCGGGACUGUGAGAGUGCUGGCUAGAGCGCCUUCUCCUCCUGUCUACUACAGCCUGCGAGGCCGACUGCCUACAUCGUGUAAUCUACUUCAAAGCACAUGCUGCUGUCCUUGUUGGGGCUCAUACGAUCAAGAGUCCCGACCGCAUGGUGAUGAGAGCGAGCAGGAAACGGUUGAUUUCGUCACCGUGCAGUUGGCCGAUCGAUCAGAGUUGUUGAACUCCACAAGACUUAGAGAGUAAACCCGUACAGAACGGAAGCUCCCGUAGCUCGAGAGAACUAGCUCACAGCCAUCCAUCGGAAUGCGUUCAGAGACGCAGACCUAUGUCUGAAGACUUUGACUUCUUCCUUACUUUUGUUCAAAAAAUUCAGCAUUGAAAGCAGCUGCAGCACACAGGACUGCCGAGAACCUGACCUCCUCCUCUUAGAAUUCAUCAUCACACUCUCCAAGAUCUCUAAAUACGCGAAUGGGAUCCAAUUGUUCGUUUCCAAGCUCAGGGAAGUUGUGAGGCCUGGCCAUGUGUUAAAAUCCGGGGUCAUUCUAGCUGUCUGUAAGAUUGCGUGCCUGCAGCACAUCGUGAAAAGACCUCGUUCCUUUCCUGGAGACGAAACAUUGCAGUCUGCUGCUAUAACCUGUCGAAAAUCUCCUCGUGCGAAAGCGAAAUGGCAGGAGACCGAAAGAUGAACGGCCACCGCAACGAGCAACCGCGCCAUGUCAUAAUCAGAAUGGCCUCGAACACUAUCACAAAAGACGAGAACGUUCUGGGCGAUGGAUCAAUGGACUACUGUGGGCAGGUUGCCAGGAGGAACACUACUGGCGGCUGGAAAACAGGACCAUUCAUCUUAGGGCCGGAGACAUGUGAGAAGUUGGCAGUUGGAGGAAUCGUCAUCAACCUGGUGCCGUUUCUUACCGGCCAACUUCAUCUGUCGUCGUCCUACUCCGCAAAUUUGGUCACGACGUACCAGGGUACGUCGUACAUAUUCACACUCCUCGGAGGCUUCGUCGCCGAUGCCAUGCUCGGCCGCUUUCUGGUCACUACAGGCGCUUCUGUUAUCCAGUUCCUCGGUCUGCUGAUGCUGACGCUGUCGGCAACUUUUCCGUUUCUCAAGCCCAAAGAGUGCGCAGGGGACAACUGUCAGCCUCAGACGGGGACGCCAUUGAUCGUGACAUACAUAUCACUGUACCUCAUAGCCCUGGGGACGGGAGGAAUCAAGGCCUGCGCAUCGCCGUUCGGAGCGGACCAGUUCGAUCCGCACCACGAGCAAGAGAAAAAGAGCCUGAACGGAUUUUUCAGCUGGUACUUCUUCACCAUAACAUGCGGGGCCUUCUUCGCAGUGACGGUGCUGGUUUACAUCCAGGAUCAUGUCGGCAGAGAAUGGGGUUACCUCAUUCCCACUGUUUGCAUGCUGCUGGUGAUCGUGGCAUUCAUCAUGGCUCGCAGACUGUACAGAUACAAGGCUCCCAAAGGGAGCCCUCUGACCCUUAUCGCCCAAGUUUUCGUCUCCGCUUACAAAAAGCGCAAACUCCCGCUCCCCGCUGACGCAGAUUCACUCUACGAGCUGAGCUCCAAGGAUCGUCCCCAAGACUAUGUGCCCGUUCAGCACAGCAACCAAUUCAAGUUUCUGGACAAGGCAGCGAUUAUCGAAGAUCUGAAUGACCCUGAGACUAGGAGUCCCUGGAGGCUGGGCACAGUGACUAGUGUCGAGGAGACGAAGAUGGUGUUGAGGUUGUUGCCCAUCCUUCUGACGACUUCUCUCUUCUACACAGUAUACGCUCAGAUGACGACCUUCUCGGUGGCGCAAGGACGCAGCAUGGAGAGGAAGAUGGGAGGGCAUUUCGAGUUCCCGGCCCCUUCCAUGGGCGCUUUUCUCCAGGGCGGCAUCCUUCUGAGUCUAUUCCUUUGGGAGAAAGCGUUCAUACCCAUCGCCAGAAGAUUCACCGGCAACAAAAAGGGCGUCAGUUCCCUCCACAGAAUUUCCUAUGGCCUCCUGUUGUCCAUCGUCACGAUGGUCAUCGCUGGAUUCGUCGAGAAGAAGAGGAUGCAACAUGUGCACGAACAGCAUUUGGGCCUGGACCCGGCCGAAGAAAAGGUUGUGCGUAUGAGCAUAUUCUGGCUGUUGCCUCAGUACAUGCUCGUCGGUGCCGGGGAAGGGCUCACUUACGCUGGUCAGCUGGAUUUCUUCUACAACGAGUCGCCUAAAGCCAUGAGAUCCAUGGGAGCUGCGCUGUGCGUGUGCACCCUGUCGAUCGGUUACUACACGAGCAGCUUGCUAGUCUCGCUUGUGAACUCCGUCACCGGACACUCGAAUGCCGAUGGAAGCAUCUCCGGUGCAUGGCUGCCCGACGAUAUCGACACAGGAAAGCUGUACAACUUCUACUGGAUGCUGGCGAUUGUCAGCUCCGUCAAUUUUGUGCUCUUCGUGGCUUGUGCGCACUGGUAUAAGUACAAAGCAGAGGCAGCCUUGGAUUCCGAUGAGGAACUAGAAAUUCACCUGUCCGACGACGACGACUCGGACGCACGGUCUCAGAGCACAGUUGCAUCGUUUUCGAAGCUGCCCCCAUCGCCUCCAUCGCCCCCUUGCUUGAAUGCAUCUCGAUAUUCCGACAUCAAGCGUAUGCUCUCGCUGACAGCCAUGUCAUUUGAAAACAGUGGCAGAAUCAGUGGGGAACACGAAGAUUCUCACCAGUUCAGAGGAGCGUCUCCCAUAUCUCGAGAUGAAAGCGUUGCCAUCGAACACAGCCAGCCUCGACACAAGAGAACGCGCACGAGGACCCAAUCCCCUUAUCAAUCACCGGAGUAUGAGAUUCCAUUCGCAAUCAGCGGCUCCCCCAUCAUCUGAUCCCAACAGGUCCAAAUAAUGACUCUCCAACCAGAGUGGAUGAAUUUUAGGCUACAUAGCCAACCAAAGUAAGCACCCAGUCUGAAGUGGUUCAGACAUGAUCCAGCGCUUAGUGAUUGCGAAACUCCAUCAACCAAACUCGUAGUCAGUUGUUUUCACCAAGCUUUGUCGAAUUCACAAGAUCAUCUCCACAGACUGCUUUGUACUCAUGACUCAUCGAAUAUGAAGCGGUUUCGGUGUCACGUUGCCACCUACUGCGACGGUACGAAGUGACCGGUGCAGCAUUUAUGGCACGAGAUUGAGAAGAGAUCUGUACAAUCGACGAGGAUCUUCAGUUUGCGAAGCCCGAUAGAUGCAGAGGGGCUGGCAUUAUUGUAUAUUCAUUAUCUGUCCUCUCGACCUGGGUUUAGGAGGUUCUUCCAGGAAUCACGAACUGAGUCUGCUAAAUUUUAUCCCCUUGUCUGAUGCGCUGCUCAGGCGAUCUUGGACAGCGAAAUAUGUUCUUCCUCAUUAGAAUUUGGAUCGAUAUAGCUUGCCUACUUUUGGACUGGCCAAGACAAAUUGAAAAAGGUGAGCAGGUAGAUUGCCAUGUGUUAUUAGCCACUGGCUCGAGUAGACCGAGGGACCUAUAGUAGCAGCAGCUGAGUACAGCUGAGUACUGCGGAAAAAACUCCAUCGAAUUGCACCUCCUUCGUACCUACCGAUUUGAUAGAUCCAGGUCAUAAUGUUCAGUUCUCGAUUAGGAGCUAUGGUAGAUUGAUUUUUCACGUGUGCUGUUUGCAAAUUUUGCAAUUGUCACCGUUCAUUUCGGAACUUAAACAAAACUAUUGCUCG
Marchantia polymorpha subsp. ruderalis is the source of this 4418-nucleotide messenger RNA. Lineage: Eukaryota; Viridiplantae; Streptophyta; Marchantiopsida; Marchantiales; Marchantiaceae. The record is from the annotation of a GenBank genome assembly.